AGUCACGUGGUGCUACGAUGGCGGCCUCCGGAGCGGUGGAGGAGAUGCGGAGCCGCGUGGUACUUGGAGAAUUCGGGGUCCGAAACGUUCAUACCACGGACUUCCCGGGAAAUUACUGCGGCUACGAUGAUACAUGGGACCAGAGCCGCUUCGAGAAGGAAUUCCGCGUGGAUGUGGUGCACAUGGAUGAAAACUCGUUGGAAUUUGAUAUGGUUGGAAUUGAUGCUGCUAUUGCCAACGCUUUUCGGAGGAUCUUACUAGCCGAGGUUCCAACCAUGGCUGUGGAAAAAGUCUUCGUGUACAACAAUACGUCUAUUGUGCAGGAUGAGAUACUGGCCCAUCGUUUGGGUCUCAUUCCUAUUCGUGCUGAUCCUCGGCUUUUUGAGUACCGAAACCAAGGUGACGAAGUGGGUACUGAGAUAGACACAUUGCAGUUUCAGCUAAAGGUCAAGUGUACCCGUAAUCCUCAAGCUGCCAAAGACUCCUCUGAUCCCAACGAACUUUAUCUCAAUCACAAGGUAUACACAAAACACAUGACAUGGAUACCCCUGGGAAACCAAGCAGAUGUUUUCCCAGAAGGCACCAUUCGUCCUGUGCAUGAUGACAUCCUUAUUGCUCAGCUACGUCCUGGCCAAGAGCUUGACCUACUCAUGCAUUGCGUCAAAGGCAUUGGCAAAGACCAUGCAAAAUUUUCUCCUGUAGCCACUGCCAGUUAUAGACUGUUGCCAGAUAUCACUCUACUCCAGCCAGUAGAGGGGGAAGCAGCUGAGGAGCUGAGUCGAUGCUUUUCACCUGGUGUCAUUCAGGUGCAAGACGUCAAAGAACCAGUAAUCUGGUUUAUUUCAUCAGGGAAAAAAGUAGCCACAGUUGCCAAUCCCCGUCUGGAUACCUUCAGCCGAGAGAUCUUUCGGCAUGAAAACCUUAAGAAGUUGGUGCGGCUGGCCCGAGUACGGGAUCACUACAUAUUCUCAGUGGAAUCGACAGGUGUCUUGCCCCCUGAGGUCCUAGUGGGUGAAGCCAUCAAAGUUCUAAUGGGAAAAUGUCGGCGCUUCGUGGAUGAAUUGGAUUCAGUUCAGAUGGACUGAAUUAUCUUAUAACAACUUAGUGGGGACAACACCUGGCUGGCAAGAUGGCUCACUUUGUGGGGAUACCCCACUCUAUCCACAAACUCUGGGAAUUGUCCCAUGAUUCCUGAAUAGGCUGGCUCCCUAAAAGAACAUCAGUGGGCAUGGGGUUGGAGUCUUAUAACACAGCCCGUCCUGAUUGCUCUUUUGAAGUGUCAGCUGUACAAUGAAAAGAUUGGGUAAGCCAGUUACAACAGUAUCUGGCUUUUACAGUGCAUUCCCCAAGGCAGUGGGUAAAGCAGAGGAAGGACAACAACAUAAAGAACAGCCUUGAAGUGCCAUAUGUAGUAGUAGUAAUAGUAUAUGCUAUGAGAAAGGCAGCUUGUAUAUUAAAUUUGUGUAUCAAACUCAGA
Vombatus ursinus (common wombat) is the source of this 1477-nucleotide messenger RNA. RefSeq names its product RNA polymerase I and III subunit C (gene POLR1C). NCBI's taxonomy places the organism in Eukaryota, Metazoa, Chordata, Mammalia, Diprotodontia, Vombatidae. Gene Ontology annotation, biological process: DNA-templated transcription. The record is from RefSeq and is a predicted model, not a curated record. Gene Ontology annotation, molecular function: DNA binding; protein dimerization activity. Bases 18 to 1085 code for a protein of 355 amino acids. The transcript is spliced from 9 exons. Gene Ontology annotation, cellular component: RNA polymerase III complex; RNA polymerase I complex.